Notodromas monacha is the source of this 1099-nucleotide messenger RNA. Lineage: Eukaryota; Metazoa; Arthropoda; Ostracoda; Podocopida; Cyprididae. The record is from the annotation of a GenBank genome assembly.
CGUCUCGAACGACGCAGCGUCGUAACGACUUCCUGUCGAACGAAAUCGUUGGAAGUUGAUGGGUCUCCUGGAGUUGGUGGCCUCAAACAUUGUUUCGCGAAUCGUUCGUCUGACCAGUGAUUUUAUUUUACUGUGGAUCUUCAAGUUCUUCAAAGGGAAACUUCAACAAGUGAAAAAUGGCGUUCCUGAGGAUCCUUGUUUUGCUGGUCGUCGGUGUUGCGGCUGCUGGGGCGGACUGCGGUCCCGAGGACGGCGUCUUCAAGUGUCGGGACGUUUGCGGAGAAGAGGUGCGGGACGCUGGCGGCUACGGACGUCGGGUGACGUUCGUCGGGUCGACGCUGUUUUUGGACUGCGUUCGUCAGGCGGAUCUCAAGGAAGUGAAGCUGGUAUCGCCGACGGUGUGCGUCGGGCGUCGAGUCGACAUGGAGCGUGUCGUGACGCCUUGGAGGUGGUGCGAAGAGGUCGUACCACCCGAGCCAGAAGUUUCGACGGCGGCAGUUGCACCGGUGGUUGAUGAGCCUCGCCUGGUGGCGCCGACGGCCAACUUGGCGGUCGUCCACGUACCGGCGAGCAAAACGCCGUUCGUGGUUCGGGCGCCGCCCUCGACGCAACAAAGCGUCGUAGUGGCCCAAGAGGUGCCACACGUCAUCAGGGCACCGUCGUCGACGCCGGAGGUGACGGUCAACAUCAAACAUGGCGUUGCGCACGUCGAGGCGGACGUGGACCCGUGGACGGCCAUGGUCCUGGUCUUUAUGGGCCUUGGAGGUGCGGGAGCUACAUCUUUGGCUGUGUUCUUGGUCUGGCUGGUCAAGUUCAUAAGGAACAAGUCAUCGUACAUGAGGGAGCUGGUGCGCAUGCUGACGCCGGAGGAUCAGCAGGAUCCGGAAGCCCAACCAGUGGAGGAUCUGCUGGGGCUGGAAGAAGCGGAUAAGACCGUCGAAGAAAAGAAGGAGGAACUAAUGGUCCUUGAGGACAAUAAUCCGUUUAAAGAGAUGUUGAACGCGUAAAUAUAAAAUCGCGUUAAAAGAAAGAGAGUGCCAUUUUUCGUACCCGCGUUUUUUAUAUGGGUAAAAGGCAAUAAGAGAAAUUGUAAAAAGAA